Molecule: messenger RNA, 660 nt
Organism: Dovyalis caffra
Lineage: Eukaryota; Viridiplantae; Streptophyta; Magnoliopsida; Malpighiales; Salicaceae
Source: the annotation of a GenBank genome assembly
AUGGCAAGGAAAUCAAUCAACAUGAAACCACUCUUUCAGGAACAAGAUGUUGUUUUCUAUGAAGAAGGAGGUAAUGAUUUCUCUAACUGGGAAUUCAUUAACGAGUCUGAUGCUGAUUCGGAUACUGAUUCUUUGCACAGCCUUGAAAAUGGCUUUGUUUCUUGGCCUGUGCCAAGAUCACCGAAAACAAGCGAAGAGAUAGUAUCCCAAGACACCCAACAAGACCAAGAUGUUGUCUUUCUUGUCAAUUCUCAUGAUCAUGAAGAUGACGACGACGACGAUGAUGGUUGUGUUUAUCGUGUGAAGCCUAUAUUGUUUCCUGCUGUAAGGGUUCGGUAUGGGAAUGAGGUUGAGGAUGCUGAUGAUGAAGACGAGGAGGAGGAUGGGUAUGGGUUAAAUGAUGAGCUGGUCCCAUGGAAUGUGAGUGGGAAGGUGUGUUCAUGGAAAGCAUGGAUUGGGCUUGAAGGCUUAGCAGAGGAAGAGAUUGAAGGUAAAAAUGUGGUCGGGGUGGAGAAAAAUGGGAUCUUUGAAUUUGGUACUGUUGUUGAUGAUUGGUAUGGUUUAUCUCUGCGUGUAUGUGCUUGGUGGGGAAUGGGGGAGGUUUUUGAUGGAAUUGCUUGGAAGGAUUUGAGCUUGAAAUGGGUGCUUGUUGGAUCCUGA